Molecule: messenger RNA, 1940 nt
Organism: Drosophila innubila
Lineage: Eukaryota; Metazoa; Arthropoda; Insecta; Diptera; Drosophilidae
Product: nucleolysin TIAR
Exons: 8
Coding region: 533-1858 (441 amino acids)
Molecular function (GO): RNA binding
Source: RefSeq, a predicted model, not a curated record
GAGCGAGAGAGAGAGAGAGAGGAGCGAAAGAGAGGCAAGAGAAGAGAAGAGAAGAGAAGAGAAGCAUCAGCAUCGAGUACAUAGCACAAGGGGCCAUUCAGCGUGGAAGACGACGAAGUCACAGUAAGAAAAGUGAAAAUACACGGAGAAAAGUUGCACAGAGCGGCAAGCAUAUUUCAUAAGUUUACACACAGUCACAGACACUGUCAUAUAACAUAGCCCGGAGCCAGUUGGAGCAAAGUCGAGGCAAAGUCAUAUAUGUGAGAGAGACAGAGACGGAGACAGAGACGAAGACGGAGGCGGUGGCGACAAAGGCUAACGCUCGACCUUUGGCACAGGGUUCAGCAACUGCAGCAGAGGACACGAACACGGACACAACGAGGCGAGGUCAACAAAUCAAUAGAAACAAAGCGCACAGCCAGAAAGCAAUUGGAAACUAGCAUUACCAAAAGCAACAACAACAGCAACAGCAACAACAACAACAACACGUACAAGUACAACAAGCAAAACCACCAAAAUUCACUCUCAAAUAAUGCUGGCCAUGUCGACCUUAAUGAUGCCCGCGCCGACUAUAACCAUGGGGGCCCCACAGAUCACGAUGGGUCCCCACAAGCCGCCGGAAACAAAACUGCUUGCCAUACAUCCAGCUGCAGCAGCAGCAGCUGCCGCUCAGCAGCAGCAGCAGUCCGUGACAGCUGCACAUCUGCAGCACAACGGUCAACAGCAACAUCCCCAACAGCAACAGCAACAGCAGCAACAACAGCAGCAGCAGCUGCAACAUCAACAAUCAAACGUACAGCAACAACAGCAGCAGAUCGUUGGCAGUAACUCCAAGCCAGAACAGUUUCACAUCUUUGUGGGCGAUUUGAGCGCUGAAAUUGAAACGCAACAGCUUAAGGAUGCAUUCACACCAUUCGGAGAAAUAUCAGACUGUCGAGUUGUGCGCGAUCCGCAGACACUGAAAUCAAAGGGAUAUGGAUUCGUCAGCUUUGUCAAGAAAUCGGAAGCGGAAACCGCCAUCACGGCUAUGAAUGGCCAGUGGCUUGGCUCGCGUUCGAUACGCACAAACUGGGCCACACGAAAACCGCCAGCCACCAAAGCGGACCUGAAUAUCAAGCCGUUGACCUUUGAUGAGGUUUACAACCAGAGCAGCCCCACAAACUGCACCGUUUAUUGCGGCGGCAUUAAUGGCGCUCUCUCUGGAUUUCUGAACGAGGAGAUUUUGCAGAAGACAUUCUCGCCAUAUGGCACAAUACAGGAGAUUCGUGUGUUCAAGGACAAGGGCUAUGCAUUUGUGCGAUUCUCCACCAAAGAGGCUGCCACACACGCCAUCGUGGCCGUCAAUAAUACGGAAAUUAAUCAGCAGCCGGUGAAGUGUGCGUGGGGCAAGGAGAGCGGCGAUCCGAAUCAUAUGUCGGCAAUUGCUGGCCAGGCGCUGGCACAAGGCUUCCCCUUUGGCUCAGCGGCAGCAGCGGCAGCUGCAGCAGCCGCCUACGGACAGCAAGUGGCCGGCUAUUGGUAUCCACCGGCACCAACAUAUCCCACAGCGGCUCCAGCUAGCGCCUUGCAGCCGGGCCAGUUUCUGCAGGGCAUGCAGGGAUUCACCUACGGUCAAUUUGCGGGCUAUCAGCAGGCCAGCUACAUGGGCAUGGGCGUCCAGUUGCCGGGCACUUGGCAGAGUGUGCCGUCACAGCCGCAGUUGACCAGCGCUGCGGCCGCUGCAGCGCCACAGAUCACACAGAGCGUGGGCGGGGCAUUGCCUCAGGCAGCUGGCGUUGUGGCCUAUCCAAUGCAACAGUUUCAGGUCAGUCCGCAGCUGGCGGAGGACGAGUGGCUGGCGCCCAGUUUGCUGGUGUAGCUGCCAUGAGCGGUGGCCAUGUAUCCCACCCAACAACACCAGCAGCAGCAGCAACAACAGCAACAACAGCAGCAACAGCAAC